Molecule: messenger RNA, 2891 nt
Organism: Periconia digitata
Lineage: Eukaryota; Fungi; Ascomycota; Dothideomycetes; Pleosporales; Periconiaceae
Source: the annotation of a GenBank genome assembly
CCACCAACAAAUGCAGCAUCCUACCAACGGUCUGGUCAACUCGACGCAAGAACGUGCCUAGAAAUGACCCAGAAAGUCAUCCAAGAGAGUCACCCCAUUGUCCGAUUGGGAAAGCAUUGAUAAUAAAAGUGCUAGGCAGCGCUAAGCACGCUUGGGAUGCCUCUCAAGAAUGACGCCGCGAGUCUUCGCUGAAACUAUUGAGGGUGUGGAGAGCCUUGACUGUACCAAAGCUUCACUUUAGAUCGUCCUCUGACGAUCAGUAGAGAAGUCCCAAGGCAAUCGAAGGCGGCUACACGGCAAUGACACGCAGCAGAUUCUCAACUGCCGGCGAUCCUCAGCUUACCCAUCAGCGUUCAUGUCAUCGCCGUUCUGUCUUCUGCUUGUGGCAUGUCAGCACACUUCGCUGUGAUAUUCAUGACAGGCCGAUUCGUCGUUGUAGCGCGGUUUGGUACAGGUCCCACUGUAUUGUCAUGCGCAACAGGCAACAACUCCAAUCAAUUGGCCAGUAUCGCUUGUAUUACUGCAAUGGGAGUGUCCAGGCUUUUGCUGACUGCUAAUACGAGUGGAUAAACUUUGAUGUCAGGGCUGAAACCUUUCAGAACAUGAAGUCCGCCUUGCCACGCUGCAAUCCAUGCUCUCAAGCUGAGUAAGUCAGCUGGUCUUUCCUCUCAAAAGUUCGGGCUGUUCGGAGUCGCGCUCCGGCUUACCUCGAUUCACCAUACCGUCAUCAUUAUGCUUGAAGUAUUAGCUAUUAUGCCAGCUGAACAAUUUGGUUGGGUGACUUGAGGUAGUAAGCCAAAACAGGAAGUAUGUUGCGAACACGUGAUUGACGAUACAUCUGUGUAUAUAUUCAUAUAGCUGUCUCCUAUGUCUCAGGGAAUGAAGGUUGCUCGUAGAUGAUAUGUGGGACAUCUCCAUGACGAAUCCUUAACGUCUGCCGAAUUAAUCCUCCAAGUUAUGAUAUGAUGAUAAUCACAAUACACCGAUCAUAUCAUGGUGGGUGUUCCCAAAUCGACCGGCUGUCUUAUUUGCAGAAAAAGAAAGAUAAAGUGCGACGAGACCUGGCCUCUUUGCCUCAAUUGCGAGAAAAAUGGGAAGUGCUGUACAGGGCCUCCUCAACGCCAUACUUUCAGAGACCUUGGGCCCAAGCUGGCAUCUAAAGAUGCUACUUCGAGUACAAGACAUAGCUCUUUCUACGAGACACAGUCUAUAUCUGGCAAGAUAUUGAACAGACAAAGAUCAGGCCGACAUUCCAAACAAUUGAAAGCAUCUCCUCCAAUCCAUAGUUUGCAAGCCCUAAGCGAACAAACUCUCUCAACUGAGGCAUACCCCUCCCCAUUACUCAACACCGGGAUUCCUUAUCAACAAGACCCCCUCGCGCAAGCGCUUAUCCAAGCACUCCAUAGCAAAGGUGUUGGGCUCCAACUCUGUAAAUUGGGCGACUUCAUACACAAGGUGCCUUCCCGAAUCAACCACAGCGCCGCACUCGAUGCUGCGGUAGCCUGUCUAGUCCAUGCGCAUUUCACACCGAUCCACCAAACCAAUCCGGGUGAGGCCAUAGACCCAAGACUCUACUUGCGCGCCAUUCGAACACUUAAUGCAAGUCUGGAAGACCCCCAGCAAGUGCUCUCGCCUAAUACGCUUUGCGCGGCAGUUUUAUUGGGAGUUGUUGAAGCAAUAGCGGGACCAAGAGCAGGCACUCGUUACCUGUCUCAUAUACGUGGAGUUGGCAAGCUAGCAGAGUUGCAAGGCCCGGGCAAAUACUUACAAGAUGAGUUCUUGAGAGACAUCUUACAAUGCAGCACAAGAAGUAUUAUACUCACCUCCAUCUAUGACAGAAAACGGUGUUUCUUGGCUUCACUAGAGUGGCAGGGCGCUGCCUUUAGUUCCAAUAGACUUGGCUCCGACCCGAAUGCUGAAAUUGAGCUCCUACGUCUUGCCGCAGAUGUGCCUGGGUUUUUAGGCGACAUGGAAGAGCUAGGCAUGAAUGGAUUGGACCAAAAUGCCGACAUGCCGCAGGCAUUGCAAAGCAAUCUCGUGGUUGAACGAUAUUCUUCAUCGGAACAAACGCUGGGCAACAUAGCCCCGAUUCGCGCAACAUUCCCGACCUCUGCAUUCCUUCCUUCGCUGGAGAGUUUGUUUCUGAAAAAGCGCUGUCCUUCACCGAAGAAUCCCAGCAGCUCUCUGCUCGAAAAGCUAUACCGUUUCAAGGAAGAAUUGCAGGAAAUAGAUAUAGCGUUGAAAGCCAAUGUUUUAAGGGAGUCAUUUGGUAUCGAUUUGGCUACACCCGAUCUCUGCAGCCACAUUUCCGAUGAGCACACUGCAGCGAUAUCAAAUUUGAGCAAUGCGCUGCACCUCACGGUGAAUAGAAUGAUUAUGGAAUUGCUUCCGCCCCACAAGCCGAUGUACUACGCCAUGGAAGCCGAAUCUCGAACCGUAGCACUCAAGAUCUACAAAAUGAUGCAGUGGGGUUCCACCAACAACGGGAUCUCGGGCGCCUCAAAAACGUCCUUGAGCCUUGUCAUGGCGUACGAAUACUGCACGCCUCAUAUGCAGGAACGAGUAUUGAAGGAGAUGAACGCAUCACUUGGCGAAUACGAAUUCCGUUGGUCGCACGACAUGAUGCGCGGAAUGAGUAGACGGCUGUUUGGAAGAUCUGAGAGUCGGGGUAUAGCAGCUUGACAAGUGAUGAUCAUUGUUAUAUGAAGAUUUGAGGUUCAUUGCCCACCAUAGUACAGAAUUGAAUCUGUGGAUGGAAUGGUAGCACCUACCAGUUCUUGUGGGGCAUGGGAGAAAAAAUCGACAGAGAACAUUGUAAGCGAGAGAAUCCCGAACAGCCCGUCUGGCAGAGUAUUUCAAGACGAUAAUAGUGGUCGAAUUCUGCUGCUUAA